CCCAGAGCGGUCCGGUCUGCUCUGUGCUAAAUCCCCGUCGUUUAAGUCAGUUUAAGGCGUUUUUUUUUUUUUAAACACACAUUGGCUGACUAGUUAAUUAUUUAAUAUGAGCGACAACGAGAAAGAUUUCAGGGAGCAGGUGAGUUGCGAUUAGCUGUAGAAUGAGAGAAUAAUAUUUUUUUGUAAAAGACGAUACGCUUGCUAACGUUAGCUCGCUUAGCUUAGCUGUUAGUCUCGUUUGCAGGUCUCGUAAUGGCAGCAAGUUUGUCCUCACACAUGAUUUAAGACAUUAUCAUAUUAUUAUAAGGCUAACCGUAGAGUUUUGUGUGUGUUUGCGAGUAAUAAAUCUUAUAAGAUAUUUAAAAUGUUCAUGCUGGUUGUAACAUUAGUUGCGGCCUGCAGAGCACAGUAGUCUGUAUGGUAACCCUAGAUCUGUGAAGGAUCUCGCGAGAGUCACUUUAUUUUUAUUUUAAUGCUCUUUCCAUAACUCUAACCAAAUCUUUAUGCUUAAAAUCUAACCGGACCGCAACCAUUACAUUAUCAUAUCAGUAGUCAUAUAUAUAUAAUUUUCGGUGUCAAACUAUGCGCACAUAUCUCGCGGGUAAUUCUCAUAUGUACGGUUACCGUUUAGAUACAGCCCAGCAGCUGGGAGAUGAGGCCGAGGCUGCACCACGCUACUUUAAUUUUUACCACUAAAUUUGUCCCAAAAAGCGUUAAUGUUAGCCGUUGAAAUAUCGUCUAACUGGUUAAUAUUAAUCUGUAUUGACCGCUAGUCGAUAGUCACCUUCAACUUUUGUAUCGGUAGCGUUAAAGGACAGGUUCACACAGCUGUGUUUUUUUCUCAAGUGUGUCUUAAAACAACAAUCACGUGUCCAUGUGAGCAGUGAAAGAGGUUCUCAUUGCUGUAAUCAUUCCCUCAUGUUCAUACUGGCUAUUAAAAAGAUCCCCUUUAAAUGUGUUUCAGUUCAAAAUCUGAUGUAAUUUUGGGCCAAAAUGCUUUAUCUGAACCUGUUAUGAGGCAUAUCAUAUUCCCUCUGUGUUUCCAUGUUGAGCUGCAGUGGAAGUAUAGUAACAAAAAGAGGGGAUUUGGCACUAAUAUUGAAAGAUUUUGACUAAUUUGGAGCUUCAUAUUUAGCUUCAGAUAAACUUUUAAAUACAUUUUUACACAUGAAGGAGGCCCUGUCACUCACAUCUUCUCAUGGCCUAAUGGGAUAUUUAAUAAGGCCUGACCCAUACUGGAUUUUUGGAAUUGCCAAUACUAAUAUUGGGGAGUAAAAUAAAUCUGAUAUCGAUAUAAUGGCCGAUAACACCUUUUACAAAGAUUACAUAUCUUUGUCACACGCAUUUUAAAACCACAUUUGAGAGAUUAAGACUUUUUUUUGGUAAUGAUCCCUCAAAUGUGGUUUUAAAAUGCUUACAAAGAUAUAAAAUAGGGGCCAUGAUAUUUUACAUUAUAAGUUGGCAUAUAUGACAUAUCUUUGUCACAAGCGUUUGAAAACCACAUUUGAUGAGAUAAAAUGUCAUCAAAACAAUCACAAAACAAUGUGAGUUUAUAUAUAAAUAAACUCACAUUGUUUUGCAAUGAUCCUUCAAAAGUGGAUUUAAAACGCUUGUGACAAAGAUAUGUAACGGAGGCCGUGAUAUUUUACACUUUAACAAACUUUAAUGAACAAAAUUGAAUUAAAAAAAGCAGAAUAAAAAAAAACAUGCAUAUAUUAAACUUAUUUUUAAAAAAUAAGGUCACAUUUACAUUAGGGAUGCACCGAAAAUUCGGCCACCGAAAAUCUCAAAAGCGCAUUUUCGUUUUUCGGCCGAAAUACUUUUAUCACCGAAACAACACGGCCGAAACAGCUAACUAAAGAGAUCAGUUCCUCUGAUGCAUCUGUAGCAGACGUUAUUCCUUUAAUUGCAGCACUAAAGUGUAGUACACUCUUAGAGUCUGUGAGCACACGUUUCACUGAGAUCUAUUUGGAUCCUCUGCACUUCAUCGCGACUGUACUUGAUCCGCGUUAUGAAGAUCAUUACCAGGAUGUGGGAUUAAAGCAGCGUGCACGAGAAAUGAUCCGGGCCGCGAUGGAUGCGGAGAACCCGCUUAGAGACAGAGAAGCGCACAGCACAGUAGAAGGUGUGUGUGUUUGUGUGACUAUAAAUGCAGCGCGUGUGAGAGUAAAGCGUGCUUAUAGCUCUGUGUUGCUGCUUAUUAGACCGAUUCCGAUCACAACCCUCCAUCAAGUGUAACACUAAGUGUUAUUUUUAACUUAAUUUUAUAUUGUGCAUUGUUGUAAUGUCAUUGCUAAAUAAAUAUUUUCAUACUUUUGUAAUUGAUUUAUUCUUUGAAUUGCAAUGCCUUGAUUUUAGUGAGGUUAGUACACAGUCAUAGCCAUAAAUGCAAUGGUACUAAUAAUUGGCAUAAUAAUUUCUUUCGGUUUUCGGCCUUGGUUUCCUCAUUUUCGGUUUUCAGUUUCGGCCAAGAAUUUUCAUUUCGGUGCAUCCCUAAUUUACAUAAUAUACUGCCUAUAUAAAGUUUAAUAUCGGCACAUUGUACAAUAUAUUCACUGAUACAUACGUGUCAUAAGGUCAAUAUCUGUCAAGCUCUGAUUUUAAUGGUCAGUAUAAUCAGGAGGAGUGAUUAUAGAAAGAAGCUUAUUUCAGUGUUCAUUUGGGCAGUUGAGUAUUAUUUUAGGACAGACUUGGAAAAAUUGUGAAUGCAUCCUUUAACCCUAUAUUUCUAGUUUAGGACCAAAUCAAGACGUAUAACAUACAUGCUAUAAUAACAUGUUAACGUAUGUUCUGCUAAUGUUGUUUUUCCUGGUUUUUUGCUGUUGUUUUUUCUUUUUUUGUACCUUUUUUGGUUUUUCACAGAAACCAACAUGCCUUAUCACCCUUGUUUGUUCUUUGUUAAGGUUGAGGUUGGAAGAAAGAAAAAACGCGGGAAGACGUUUCAGAUGUGAAGUUGUUAAUGUUUGAAGCUGAUGGUGUUGAUGCAUGCUAAUGUAUUGGAGAUGCUGAAAAGAAGCGGUCAAGAUCUGUCCCCACUACUACUACUACUAGAGUUGUAAAUGGCAGAUGAUGAUAAAUUGGGGGAAGAGGAGGAGGAGAAAGAAGUCAUAAUGUCAAACAGAAGAAAGAAGAAAUGAAGGGUUGUUUUGAAGUAAUGAAGUUAAAGAAGUUAUGAAGUUAAGAUCAGAAGUUUACCAGGGUAUGAGUAAUUUCCUAACAGCCUGCUAUGUUAUCACUCUUUCAUCCUGUUUCUUUCUCUAAAGCAUGCUUGAUUUUUUUUCCUCUCUGUAUCAGAUACAUCAGGUCAAUCCCUUUACACCUUUUUAGAUUAUUUAUGUUUUUAAUCUGCAUUUCAGCUAAAUUACUUAAAUCCUUCUUUAAUUGUUUGUUAUGUAUGACCUAUUCUUUAUAAGGAAAAUUCCUAAAUCUUUUCUUUCAAACCUGCUAAAUGCCUAAAAUGUGAAUUCCUUCUGAAAGGGGAAUGUAGAGGGUGAACGCAGUCACCCCCUGGCCCUUUUUUUUAUUCUUGUUAAUUGACGCACACUUGUCUGCAGAAUGGGUUUGAACUCAGUGUCUUGGUCUGUCCAGGACUCGAGGCCUGGCUCGAGGAGCGCCUCCCCUCGGGGCUCGGUGAAAUCCACCAGCCGCUCGCCAGCACGCUCCAAAGAUGGCUCCCGCCGUUCCAGGUCCAGAUCUCGUUCUCGAUCCAGGUCCAAAUCCAAAUCCAGCUCGCGCAGGCACUAUUCGCGCUCUCGCUCCCGCUCCCACCGACGCCGCUCCAGGAGCCGAUCUCGUAGCUGGGAGUACCGCCGGCGUAGGAGCCACAGCCGGUCCCCUAUGUCGAACCGCCGUAGACACAUCGGCAACAGGGCCAACCCCGACCCCAACACCUGCCUCGGUGUGUUUGGGCUGAGUCUGUACACCACCGAGAGGGAUCUGAGGGAGGUCUUCUCUAAAUACGGCCCUUUGGCUGACGUCAACAUUGUGUACGACCAGCAGUCGCGCCGCUCAAGAGGUUUCGCUUUCGUCUACUUUGAAAAUUACGAGGACUCCAAGGAGGCCAAGGAGCGCGCUAACGGGAUGGAGCUCGACGGACGCAGGAUUCGAGUGGAUUUCUCUAUCACCAAACGGGCCCACACCCCGACUCCUGGGAUCUACAUGGGACGACCCACAUACGGCGGCGGUUCAUCGCGGCGUGUCUCGAGGGACUACGACAGGGGCUACGAAAGAGGCUACGACAGAGGUUACGAACGUGACUAUGAUCGGUAUGAAGACCGGGAGUACCGAUCAUACAGACGCAGAUCCCCGUCUCCUUACUACAGCAGAGGAUACCGCUCUCGAUCCCGAUCACGAUCCUACUCACCACGUCACUACUGAGCUGUAAUAGAGUCAAAGAGAGAGAUUCAGUGUUAUUGUUUGGAUGCUUGUUUCUUUUUAUGUUUUUUUGCCCAGAUAAUUAUACAAUCAGAAAGCAGCCUAAGUGCAUACCUCCUCCAAAGGCCUCACAGCGCUCUUAAAUUUGCUUUAAUGUAAUAAAGAUUGCUUACACAAAUUUUUUGAAGCGGCAUGAUUAAAAACAUUUUGUGGCGGGUUAAAUCGUCACUACAUUUGUAGGGAAGAAUCAUGAUAAUUGUUUCAGUGGAGAUGGACAAUAUUCCUGAUAUGUGUCUACAACUGAUCACUUCUUCAUUGGCUCCAGCCCUAACUUUUCACCUCGCUUUAAUUGAAAUUUGUGAAGUAGUUUUUGCCUAUUGUGACAAGCAUGAAUGGAAAUACGACCAGUUUUGGCAGUGGUACUUAAACGGGGCUGGUUUGUGUAUCCGUGGCUUGACCGACUGGUGUUUAUAUAAGCAGGUUUUUUUCUGUGACAGUCGUUUAAAACAUUUCUCUUUUUCCUGUUUGUAUGUAGCCGGUCGCUGUGUGAAGCCGGCAAGACCUUAGUUUGCUCUCGGAUAUGUUUUAAAUACCAUGUUUCUUUUUAAUUUUGUCUUAUCGGUGCAAAGUACUUUUUUCGGUUGUUGUAUAUAAGCAAUAAAAAAAUGACUUGUU
Messenger RNA from Scomber scombrus (Atlantic mackerel), 5049 nucleotides. It is a transcript of the gene tra2b, whose product is annotated as transformer 2 beta homolog. Gene Ontology annotation, molecular function: RNA binding. Gene Ontology annotation, cellular component: spliceosomal complex. The record is from RefSeq and is a predicted model, not a curated record. Gene Ontology annotation, biological process: positive regulation of mRNA splicing, via spliceosome. The coding region runs from base 3556 to 4377 and encodes 273 amino acids. The transcript is spliced from 7 exons. NCBI's taxonomy places the organism in Eukaryota, Metazoa, Chordata, Actinopteri, Scombriformes, Scombridae.